AUAAGAUCAAGUUUACUCUAUAUCAGAGAAAGUUUUCAAUAAGAAAUACAUGAUUUUUGUUUCUCUUUUUGAUAGACUUUGAGUAGCAAAGAGAAGGUAAAGAUGAAUGACUUUUGGAGCAUGAUUUGUGGGCACUGUGGUGAUGGUGAUAAUGGAGGGAAAUCCUUCUGUUAUGAUUUAAAACUUUUGAAAGAUCCUUCCUCAUGCAUCAACCAUGUCUUGGUAACUUGCUUUGAUGUGUUCCUGCUAAUCAUGUUGUCAUUCAUCAUAAUCUUGAAGUCUUACUCAAGAUCCUUUCCGAGUACAACAAGAUAUUCAAACUCACAGCUAGUUUCUGCCAUAGCCAAUGGCUCUCUUGGUUUGUUGCAUUUAUCCUUGGGAAUUUGGGUUUUAGAGGAAAAGAUAAGAAAAACCCACAAUGCCUUUCCAAUUAUCGGGUGGUUCCGAGAACUCUUUCAUGGACUCACAUGGUUAUCAGUAAGUUUAACUGUAAGCCUACAGAUAAAACAGCUCUCAACAGCAUGGUUGUGGAUGUUUUCUGUUCUCACAUUCUUUGUAUCUGGUAUAUUGUGUGCGCUAUUUGUGUCUGAUUCAAUUGACAGCGGCAAACUGUCUCGUGAGGCAGCUUUAUAUGUUCUAUCUUUUCCAGGAGCAGCAUUACUGUUGUUAUGCACAUACACAUACAAUGCUGACAGGGAAAUAGGUGAAAGUCUUUAUGCUCCUCUUAAUGACCAACUCAAUGAAGAUGAGCCUGUAAGCACUGUAACCCCAUUUUCAGAAGCUGGACUCUUUAGCAAUAUAUCAUUUUGGUGGUUGAAUCCUUUGAUGAAAAGGGGUAGAGAGAAAACACUUCUAGACGAGGAUAUCCCAAAGUUAAGAGAGUUGGACCGUUCAGAAAGUUGUUAUUCAUCGUUUGUAGAAAGGUUAAACGAACAAAAACAACAUGAACCGUCAACAAAUUCGUCGGUUUUAUGGACAAUAAUUUUGUGCCACAAGAGCGAGAUUUGGAUCACAGGAUUCUUGGCUUUUCUCAAGGUACUCACUCUAUCUUCUGGUCCUCUGCUUCUGAAUGAAUUUAUAUUGGUUGCAGAAGGUAAUGAAAGUUUCAAAUAUGAAGGCUAUGUAUUAGUCAUAUCAAUCUUCUUCAUAAAGAUCAUAGAAUCCUUAUCACAAAGACAAUGGUAUUUCCGCAGUAGACUAGUUGGAGUGAAAGUUAGAUCACUACUUACUGCAGCCGUUUAUAAGAAAAUUUUAAGGCUAUCCAAUUCUGCUAGACAGAUCCAUUCCGGAGGUGAGAUAAUGAAUUAUAUGACAGUGGAUGCUUAUAGAAUUGGAGAAUUUCCAUUCUGGUUUCACCAGAGUUGGACAACAAUCCUCCAGUUAGGUAUUGGUUUAGUAAUUCUUUUCCGCACAAUUGGACUAGCAACACUAGCAUCACUGGCAGUCAUAUUUCUCACUGUGAUUUGCAACGGUCCAAUAGCGAAGUUACAACACAAGUUUCAAAACAAACUUAUGGUAGUACAAGAUAAGAGAUUAAAGGCUAGUUCUGAGGCUAUGGUGAAUAUGAAAGUCCUGAAGCUAUAUGCAUGGGAAACACAUUUUAAAAAUGUUGUAGAUUCCUUAAGAAAUGCGGAACUCAAAUUGUUAUCUGCAGUUCAAUUAAGAAGAGCAUACAAUAUAUUUUUCCUUUGGACCUCAUUAAUAUUGGCAUCUGCUGCUACUUUUUUCGCAUGUUACUUCUUGAAUGUUCCUUUGAAUGCAAGUAAAGUUUUCACUUUUGUGGCAACUUUGCGUCUUGUUCAAGAACCAAUUCAAACUAUCUCGGAUAUUAUUGCAGCGAUCAUUCAGGCAAAAGUUGCAUUUACUCGGAUCAUUAAUUUCCUUGAUGCACCAGAACUGCAGAGUGAAAACUUCAAGAAAAGGUGCUUCAAUGAGAACCUCAGAAACACAAUUUCAAUAAAAUGUGCAGAUUUUUCAUGGGAAGAUGAUGCGUUCAAGCCAACACUAAGGGACAUAAAUUUGGAGGUUAUACAUGGCCAAAAGGUGGCUAUUUGUGGAGAAGUUGGUUCAGGAAAAUCAACCCUCUUAGCAACAAUUCUUGGAGAAGUUUCUAAAACAAAAGGAACAAUUGAUGUUCAUGGGAGGUUUGCAUAUGUUUCUCAAGCAGCAUGGAUACAAACAGGCACGGUACAGGAAAAUAUUUUAUUUGGAUCUGAGUUGGAUGAUCAAAGGUACCAAGAAACACUUCAAAAGUCUUCGUUGGCAAAAGACCUUGAGUUGUUGCCCUAUGGGGACCUCACUGAAAUAGGCGAGAGAGGAGUAAAUUUAAGUGGAGGACAAAAGCAGCGAAUUCAACUUGCUCGUGCUCUUUAUCAAAAUGCUGAUAUAUAUCUAUUGGAUGAUCCGUUUAGCGCUGUUGAUGCACAUACUGCCAAAAAUUUGUUUAAUGUAAUGAGAUAUUUUCUUCUCAUACUAGUAAAUGUUUACCAUUAUUUUUUCUAUACUAAAGUUGGCUUUGAAACUUGGCAGGAAUACAUCAUGGAAGGACUCAAAGGGAAAACAGUCUUACUCGUGACACAUCAAGUCGAUUUCCUCCCGGCAUUUGAUUCUAUUUUGUUGAUGUCUAAUGGGGCAAUCCAACAAGCUGGUCCAUAUCACCAAUUGUUGAUCUCAAGCAAAGAAUUCAAUGACCUUGUCAAUGCUCACAAAGAGACUGCUGGUUCUGACCAGCACGAGAGUGUUACUUUUUCCCAAAGACAUUCAACUUCCAUAAAGAGUGUGCAAGCUUCCCUGUUAAAGCAGUAUAAAGCACCAAAUGGAAAUCAAUUAAUUCAGCAAGAAGAGAGAGGGGAAGGAGACAUGGGAUUGAAGCCUUACUUACAAUAUCUAAAUCGGAUGAAAGGCUAUAUAGUAUUCUCUAUGGCUUCCCUUUGCUUCCUUAUUUUUAUGGUUUGUCAGAUAUUGCAAAACUCAUGGAUGGCUGCCAAAGUUGAAAAUCCUCUUGUCAGCACAUUGCAAUUGGUUCUAGUUUAUUUCCUAAUUGGUGCUUUUUCAUCAGUUUUCAUGUUAAUCAGAUGUCAACUUGUGGUUACUUUGGGUCUUCAAUCAUCAAAAGAUUUAUUUUCACAAUUGAUGAACUCCCUCUUCCGCGCACCCAUGUCAUUUUAUGACUCUACACCGUUGGGAAGGGUACUUAGCAGGGUUACAUCUGAUAUGAGUAUUGUGGAUCUUGACAUUCCAUUUAGCCUCAGUUUUGCUGUUAUUGGCACUAUAUCUCUUUAUUCUAAUCUUAUAGUUUUGGCGGUUGUCACAUGGCAAGUCUUGAUAGUGGCAAUACCAAUGGUUUAUCUUGCUAUUCACCUCCAGAGAUACUACUUUGCCUCAGCAAAAGAAGUAAUGCGGUUGAAUGGCACAACAAAAUCCUCUUUAGCAAAUCAUGUAGCCGAAACUGUUGCUGGAGCUGUAACAAUAAGGGCUUUUGAAGAGGAAGAUCGUUCGUUUGAGAAGAACCUUGAUCUAAUUGAUAAUAAUGCUAGUGCUUUUUUUCAUAGUUUUUCCUCAAACGAGUGGUUGAUCCAACGGUUAGAAACAAUCAGUGCGGUUGUUCUUGCCGCUACAACACUUUGCCUGGUUAUGCUGCCCCCUGGAACUUUCCCCUCAGGAAUUAUUGGAAUGGCUCUAUCUUAUGGCCUAUCACUAAACAGUGCUUUAGUAUUUGCAAUUCAAAGUCAAUGCAUUCUUGCUAAUCACAUAAUAUCAGUAGAGAGGCUAAACCAAUAUAUGCAUAUACAAAGUGAGGCCGAAGAAAUAGUAAAAGGAAAUCGCCCUCCUUUGAAUUGGCCAGCUUCGGGCACAAUAGAAAUAAAUGACUUGAAGAUACGAUACAGACAUGGCGGACCACUUGUUCUUCAUGGGAUCACAUGCACAUUUAAAGCCGGUCACAAGAUUGGUGUUGUUGGCAGAACAGGCAGUGGGAAGUCCACUCUUAUUGGGGCGUUAUUUCGUCUUGUGGAACCAGCGGAAGGAAAAAUUGUAGUUGAUGGCAUAGACAUCUCAUCUAUAGGUCUUCAUGAUUUGAGGUCACGUCUUGGGAUUAUACCUCAGGAUCCUACCCUUUUUAAUGGGACAGUAAGAUUUAACUUGGACCCUUUAUCUCAACACACGGAUCAAGAGAUAUGGGAGGUUCUUGGGAAGUGUCAAUUGCGAGAAGUCAUCCAAGGGAAAAAAGAAGGCUUAAACUCUUCAGUUGUUGAAGAUGGAUCAAAUUGGAGUAUGGGACAAAGGCAGUUAUUCUGUUUGGGGCGUGCACUUUUGAGGAGAAGUAGGAUAUUAGUAUUGGACGAAGCAACUGCAUCAAUUGAUAAUUCUACUGACCUGAUUGUGCAGAAAACCAUUAGGGCUGAGUUUGCAGAUUGUACGGUGAUCACAGUAGCACAUAGGAUACCAACUGUGAUGGAUUGCACUAUGGUUCUUGCUAUAAAUGAUGGAAAACUGGCGGAGUAUGAUGAGCCAAUGAGCUUGAUGAAGAGAGAAGAAUCGAUGUUCAGGCAGCUUGUUAAGGAAUACUGGUCUCAUAUUCAGUCUGCAGAAUUGCGUUGAUGCUACCAAUAUUGUUUCUCUCUCACUCUCAUUUUUUUCUUUUGUACGAGCAAUAAAUUAAGAAAGUGGGCAGAAUAUGAAUUGUGUUCUGUUAGGAUGAAAUGCAAGGCCUAUGAGAUUGUAGCAAAAAUGCAAUUAGACCCAUGAAUAAGAGUCUGUGAGUUUAUGAAAGAGGAAAUAAACAAGCUGACUGGAAUUUUGUGGAAAUAGAGGGCGCGAUAGAGUGAAAGAGUUGGUCCUUCCUCAAGAGCAGUGCUCCAGUCAUAACUUUAUUCCUAUAUUUAUAUUUUUUCACUUGAAUAUUGUAAGUUUGUGACAAGGUUACUUCAUCUAAUAUAGAUUGGAUUUCAGCGUCAAUAUUAGUUUUGCUUUCCCAUUUAGAUUUUGGUUAGUAUCAGAAACUAGUAUCCUAAUGACCUAACAAAG
This is a messenger RNA of Vicia villosa (hairy vetch), 5025 nucleotides long. Its product is annotated as ABC transporter C family member 10-like. The record is from RefSeq and is a predicted model, not a curated record. Lineage: Eukaryota; Viridiplantae; Streptophyta; Magnoliopsida; Fabales; Fabaceae. Bases 103 to 4599 code for a protein of 1498 amino acids. Gene Ontology annotation, molecular function: ABC-type transporter activity; ATP hydrolysis activity; ATP binding. Gene Ontology annotation, biological process: transmembrane transport. Gene Ontology annotation, cellular component: vacuolar membrane; plant-type vacuole. The transcript has 10 exons.